Molecule: messenger RNA, 914 nt
Organism: Gryllus bimaculatus (two-spotted cricket)
Lineage: Eukaryota; Metazoa; Arthropoda; Insecta; Orthoptera; Gryllidae
Source: the annotation of a GenBank genome assembly
UCGUUGGUCAUUAUUAUUGCCAGGCUUGCAACGUGCGUGUGUGGUGUGCGGCAAGGUGAGGGCGCCGAGGGCGCCAACCGCGGUCCCCGCCGCUGCGCGGCGGCGAGCGGGCGGCGGCGCGCCACAAGCCCUUCAUGCGGCGCUCGCUGGGCGCGGGCCGGCGGCGGGGGCGGGGGCGGGGGGGGCGGGCGCGGGCGCGGCGCGUGGCCGCCAAGGCCUGCGUGCACGCUCCAUGCAUCCCGACUACCUGCGGCGCCUCAACGCCUGAUUGAAGAAAACAUCGUGGACAACAUCUCUGUGCGCGAAUGCUCGAAGUGAGAAGUCGAGUGGGAUACGAGGCACACCAAAGCUGAAGCAAGAUUGAAGCAUUGAAGCUUGUCGAAGCACUCAAACUCUUCUGAAACGUCUCCAGACUUCUCACGUCAAAAUAUUGCAAGGGCUGAAGAGACUCGCUCUGAUAAGUGUUUGUGAGAGGUUGUUUGUUUCGUUCUGUAAAUGUCUAUGUAGACAAAGGGAGCGCAUUUUCUUGAACAAACGUCUCGUGAGAUUACUUUUUUUCUUUAGAACGAAGGACGCAAUACCUGCUAUCUUUAUUCAGCAUUUAUGAGAACUAAUGAGCAAUUUUCUUUUGAGAAUGUUAAAUUUAAUCAGUUUAAGAAAAUUCUGUGUAAUUCAGGUAAUAACUUCGGGAAAAUGCAGAAGUCUAUUUUUGUAUAUGUAGAACAAUGCGUGAGCUAUCCUUGUCUUAUGAUUGCUUUCAUUGUAAACGAAAUGAAUAUGUCUCAAUUACGAUUAUCAUACGAAUACGACAAUGUCUACGAUUAUCAUGCGAAAGCAAGAUUUAUACUUCGUAAGUCUGUUAUAAUUUGAUAUACAAUUUUAUUUGUUAUGCUGUUUUUAAUAAAACAUUACAA